This is a messenger RNA of Porites lobata, 6392 nucleotides long. The record is from the annotation of a GenBank genome assembly. Lineage: Eukaryota; Metazoa; Cnidaria; Anthozoa; Scleractinia; Poritidae.
GGUUAUGGAUAUAUCACUCCACAAACACAGACAGGCAAGAUUUUGUGCAUCUUUGUGUCUUUACCAGGAAUUCCCAUUACAAUGCUGGCUUUAAAAUCAAUAGGUGAAGUCAUAGCCUACUACGUAAAUGCCUUCGUCACAAAGUUCGAGAAGAAAAUCCUGAAGAGAGCUGACCCAAAACAAGUACAAACCAAGAGUGCUAGUAUUUUGUUCUUGUUGAUGGUGGUGUUAAUUGUGAUAAACGGUUUGUUUAUGAAACCCUUAACAGAAUGGGGCCUCCUUGAGGGAAUAUAUUUUUGGUUUAUAACGUUAACAACUACUGGUUUUGGUGAUUACGUUCCUUACAAAUCGCAAAGGGUAAAAGAGAUAACGGGAAGUAACUUAAGUGAUUUUCACAACCAAACAAAAACAGGUAACGCACGGGAAGUCCCUGCCGUCAUUUUCUCUGCAAUAUUCUUUACAUUUUACCUUAUUUUCGGUUUAUGCGUUGUCUCCAGCGUACUUAAUGCCAUUAUGGCCGCCCUUGAAAAACAAAAAUGCUGUCUUCGAUGUCGUUGUAUUCCUCGAAAAACGCAGGCGCAAGACGUUUGCAGUGAAGAAAGUAACACACAAGAGCGUCGUGAAACCAAUAUAGCUAUCUUGAGCUUGGAAAGUUUUGGAUUCCGGACGGACAAUGCUGCAGCGCUAGAAAAUUAAAGAGCGCGGCACUUUUCGACUUGUUGGUGCGACGCUUAUUAACUGAUUGACUGAUUGAUUGAUUGAUGGAUGGAUGGAUGGAUGGAUGGAUUGAUUGAUUGAUUGAUUGAUUGAUUGAUUGAUUGAUUGAUUGAUUGAUUUAUUAAGGCUAUGCUCACACUAUACCGGAUACCUUUUGCGCCUGCGCGAAAACCAGACCGGAUAUGGCUUCUGUUCACACAUGAGAACGGUGAGUUUGGCGCGAUUUCUGCAACGGAGCGAGCAUGCGCCGAGCCGAUCUCUGAAGUGGAGAGUCGCAUAUCAGAUAGGUGUUCAUACUAUACUGGAUACUAAACUGGAUAACUAAAAAAUGGCGUAACAUUUCUCACGUUUGUCGAAGACGAAAUAGCCGACCUACUACCUAAAAACAUAGUAAGAACAGCAAGAACAACUCGACAGAUGACAUGUGCUACUUGGCGAACUGAUAUGCAGAACUUAACAUCCCUUUAUAUAGACAUAAGAGUUAAUUUUUACGUAGUACGAUCAGCAUUGCAGUAUUCUGCUUGCAGAAUUUAAUAUUUCUACUUUUCAUUUUUGCUGAUCAGGUCUUUAUAGAUCCUACGUUCUUCGGCACAUUAUGGUUAAUGUUUGUAUCCCUUUAUAUCCUUAACUUUCCGAGAAACAGGCGAGUGAAGACAGAAAAUUAACAUCAAUAGAGGUAUUAAGCAUGUCACGGUUUCCGCUUGAUUUUUAAACCAGGAAUUAUUUGGAUGAAUGUUAAAAUAAUAGACCUUAUUCACGACACCCGCCAUCUUUGCACGCUCUUAAGGACUGAUGGGAUAAAAGUGAUGUCACGUGGUUUCUCAGAGGGCAAACAUGUUAUAAAAUUUGUUUUAUUUAUUCUAGACAACAGAAAAUGAAAACCUUUUUAUCUUCUUAAAAGACGACAAUGACAAAUUAAAGGUGAAAGUGAUCACUGUUAUUUUUUAGGAUGCAGUAGCGACCGUAUAUGUCCUAACAGGGAGCAACAAUGACAUAAAAAUCUUCGAAACUCAACCUGUUCUCUUUGUGCAUGACUAUAUUAAAUCACCGUCUUGUUUCGAUAGAAUAAACAAACAUGACCGUGAUUACCCUUACUGGCAAAUUUUGUCACUUCUUUACCCCUCGAAAUACCACGUGACAUUGCUUUUAUCCCAUCAAUCCUAAAGCGCGAACAAAAAUGUUGGGUGUCGUGAAUAAGGUCUCUUAUUGGAUUCGGCUUUCGUAUGAUCUAAGUAAUUAUGCAGAUCUCGGAGGAUAUUAUCCCCCUCGGAUACCUCGGUCUGCAUAAUUCUUCAGAUCAUACUUCCCCUCAUCCAAUAAUUGCUGAUUAACAUGACCGUAUUGGAUCGUUAAUUAGAGAGUGGACCAGUCAUCGACGUCAAAAUUCAACGAAAGGAAAACAGCGAUUGCUGUUUUCACUAACUUCGAAAUCAAUUUCAUUUAUGGACGAUGUUUAAUUGAUCUGUUAACGAUAAAUAAUUCACGUAGAAAAGGCAAAGUAAACAAAAUAUACACAGAGUUAUAACAGAGUAAAUGAAAAUACGUUAGAUAAAUUAAUGUAAUGCCCUGGCUUAAUUCCAGGUUUCAAUUUUGGCCUAUUAAUAACCUAGCUGGUUUGCUAGGGGUAUGAUAAGAGUGACUGAAAAUGUAAACCAAACCUAGCGCAAAUGACCAAAUGUCAUAUGCUUUAUAUAAUUCCCUAUAAGAAAACAUGACAUUUCAAUUUUAUAACUAUACUUGGAAAUCUCAUUAAAAUGGAAAAUUUUUACUGCUGGGUGUCCAGGAGAAUUGCUUAAAAAUUAAUAAACUUAAUAUGUAGUAGACUCGUUUUAUCUCAUGUGGAAACUCACCUGCAAUUUUGUUUUCAACUAAAAUGAAUUAAACGGUGACUGAAUGUACAUGAAGAAAAGACAGUGUACCUAAGGGAGAAAUGAACUUUUAAUUAAAAUGUUAAUUAUAAACACAACAAAAUAAACUCUUUGAUCUUGAACAAAGGAUCUUAGCAAGCAUUUCAAAUGAUCCAUAAAGAAGUCUCCAUCGAUGCAUGUGCAGUGUUUGAAGGAUGGAUCGGUUCCUUAAAGCAGCACUUCUUCGGCUUCUAGUUUUUUUCGUAUUUAUCUCGGUUUGCUCUUGGCUAUUUGCGCUGCUGGAAUACAGAGAGCAGGACGAUGUCUUAGCAAAAUACCAUUUGCUGAACUCUUUAUUCCAGUCUAUGGCAUCGAAGUAUAAUAUGACAGUCGACGAGUUUAAUAACUUUACAAACAUGGCAUAUCAGGCUCUGAGUGAACCAAAACCACAAUGGACUUAUUUUGCAGCUAUGGAGUUCGUGUUCCAAGCUGUAACGACAAUCGGUAAGAAAACAACUUAAUACAACUAUGAAUCAAAGAUGGGCAAAGUUUAUUAGCAUGAGACGAAGAUAACUGAUAAAAAUAUUUCCUCUGGGUAUUUAAUUUACCUGACGAGAAAUCAACCGCACGAAUCAGUCGGAUCUGUCGCGCAGUUUUUCAUGUGUACAUAGAAUAGAGGCAAUGUAUGAAAAGUGGCGCUCAAGCGUCAAAGUUGAGCGAGGUUCAACUUUUACUUUUGCGCGCAACCGUUUAUACAUUGGGGAGAUUUAGAAUCACGUUUACGGCAAACGACAAACGUCAGAUUUAAGUUUCGAAUCUUUCAAAAGAGACACCGAGAAGUUAAAAACAGUCCCAAACAAUUCUUAUGGACAAAACUGGCAUGAAACUACUAAUUUUUUUUGUAGACGUGAUGAACAGUAAAAGAAAAGGAAAGGAAAAACUUAGUCACGUGGUACAAAUUCGCUUUUGGCCUUUUGACGUAAACGUGACUCAAAAUCUCUUAUUAUUGACGCAAAAAAGCGGCGAAAGAGAACGCCGAGAAUUGAAAACAUAAUAAUAAUAAUAAUAAGUAGCGUAAAGUCAUACAGAAGAGGACUGAAACUUCUCAUCAAGAUGCUGAUCGAGGAUAUGAUCAUACAGUUACCAAGCAAAAACCUUUUUGGUUAAUUUAGAAACAAAUUUUAACUUAGAGAUUGGACGAGAAAUUUGAAAUUCUUCAUGAUUGGCAUGCUUGUUGUCACAUGAUUACCUUCAUCUGUGAUGUUAUGUGGAUGGAGCAUUCAGGGAUCGUUCGCGUUCAGUCGCUGAUAGAUGUUUUGUUUUAUUAUUUGGCUUCUAGUUUAAAUGAUAAUAAAAAAACGGAAAAAAAUCAUUACAGUCACCUAUUAACAUCAAAACACACAGCUCACCAAAGGAACGAAGUAUUGAACAUAAAUACUAAUCCAUUACUAACAAUGAAAGCACAAGAGCUGGACCGGGUAAAAGAGAAUUAACAAUAAUUUGACAGAAAUCACAAAGGAACAACUUUAAAUUCGUUAAAGAUCAGUGAAAUAUCUCUUACAAUUCUCUCAUACAUUCAUGUUCUUUGUCGGUGAGCUCAUUUGGUAGAAAAAAAGCACUUUUCUAGGUAUAAUCAUCCUCAUAUUCUUUGCAUGUGCACUAAGGCAUUGUAGAGUGAUGACAGGCCACUAUGUGACAUUGAAAUAUCAGGCAAAACUCAGAACUAUCGCCGGAAAAGUGUUUGCAACUUUAAAGUGACUCGAUUCUACUGAAUUUUGCUUUGCAAACAACAUAGUUGGACUUCAGGCCCUUAAUCCUUUGAGAUAAUUAACAAUUAUUCCUCGAGCCCGAAUGGACUCUGAGUCAAUAGCCCAUGAGGCCGAAGGCCGAAUGGGCUAUUGACGCAGAGGCUAUGAGGGCAAGAGGAAUAAUUGUUUUAGUAAAAUCCAACUAGUUGGUCAAAAAUAUCGAGAAAAAAAAAUUUAGCUAGUUAAAGCUAGACUUAAAUCCUUUUUUGCCGCCAAAAAGCGCGCGCUUUUCGCUACUAGUAGGUUAUAACAUAUAGCCAAUCAGAACGCAGCAUUGAUAAUAGACCACUUGUGAAAUCUCUUAAAUGGUAUUUGUUUGUCUAAUCCUUACGGGUGAGAUGUUGAGCAAUUUCGGGCCGUCGCAGUGGCAGAACUGUAGUGGUUGAUCUAAUGUCCCUGAAGGACUAAAAUGUUUAAUUUUGGCUGGAUACUUUGUAGAAGCCCCCUCCCCUCUAUUUCAAUUUCUGGAUCCAUUAUUCGGUACUGAUUAGAGCCACGCUGUGCAGGGGCGUAGCUAGGAGGGGUCCUGGGGUGCCCGUGACCCCCCUUGGUAGGCCUUCUUUUGAUAAAACAACCUACAAUAUUCGGGUGGCGAAAACGCCAUGACAAUAUCUUGGCCGUAAAAGCCAUUGUUGAAAACACCACUUUUUUAAAAUUUGUUUUUUUUGUAAAGUAUUUUAGUCAGCGGCUCUUGUCGUUGGUUAAUAUGGGCCUUCAUGCCGCGGUAAUACAACCGAGCCCGCUGAUACACGAAGGAGAGCAGCGGUAUAAACCAUAUAUAGUCGGCGAUCCCCGGAUGGUGUCCCUGCUGUGACCCCCCCUUUGAAAAAUCCUGGCUACGCACCUGCUGUGGAUGGAUCAUUUGCACGCAAGCUGCCCUAAGGCCUGGACUCCUGGACCGUGUUGUUCAAAGAUGAAUUAGGAUAACCCAGAGCAGGAGAGAAUGAGCUACAACCUUGGACAGAAAGUGUUAAUAAUUUUGCACUUUCUUACCCACAGAACGCUUAUUCCGCGGAUUUGUUGCUGCUAUGGCCCCUCCCCUCGCCCCACCCUGGUCAGGUUGUUUAGUCGGGAUCAGAAAUGAUCGAACCGGACUUAAACAUUGUUUUUUGGGGGCAAAACGAGUAUUUGUAGUUGUCAGUACUUUCAACAGCUAGACAUGGUAACGUCCAUUUUCUCAACAUUUUUGUCCAAGAUUGUAGCUUUUGCCCACGGUUAGUGCAAAAUGUGCCAGAAGUCAGAUAUGAAAUCUUAAAAAGCCAAUUUUUGUUUAAUUCUUUUUACUUACUAUUUGAUGAUCGAAUACUUUAAAAAGAAUUGGAAAAAUUAUUCUCCAAAAUUCUUUCGAAGAAAACUGGGCCCUGGAAUUCAGGCGGUUGAAACAGACAACCUUUUUAAGUCUUCUUAACUUAAUGUUUCUUUUAUUUUCCUAUUUCACCAGUCUUACGAAGCACAAAUUUUGUCAUUUUUGUCUCGUGUAUUUUUAGGCUAUGGAUACAUAACUCCUCAAACAAGUGAUGGUCAGCUAUUGUGCAUUUUGGUCUGUUUAAUGGGGAUUCCUUUAUCAUUACUCACGUUAAAGUCUGUAGGUCAACUUGUGGCCCAUAGGAUCAGAACAGUGGUAGCCACGUUUGAAAGGAAAGUUCUCAACAGACAAGAUGUAAAACAUGUGAAGACGAAAAGUGCUGUAAUCUUGUUCUUAAUUAUGGUAUCCUCGAUAAUUGUAUAUGGUAGGCUACUCAUGCGAUCUCAGAACUGGACCUUUGUCCAAGGUGUUUACUUUUGUUUUGUAUCGUUCAGCACAAUUGGAUUUGGCGACUUUUUUGUAUCGGCUAAUCAACCAAUACCGUUGAAACAAUUAGUUGUAAAAAGUCCUAAUGCAAGCAAGAUUUACUUAGUUAACAGUUCUAAGGGAGAAGCUCUCAAAGGAGCUCGCUGCUUAUUAUUUGGACUGCUUGCCAUGUUAGCUUUGUGCAUCGUUUCAGGCGUCUUAAACUCUGUGAUGGCAGCCAUCGAGGAA